Molecule: messenger RNA, 288 nt
Organism: Exophiala aquamarina CBS 119918
Lineage: Eukaryota; Fungi; Ascomycota; Eurotiomycetes; Chaetothyriales; Herpotrichiellaceae
Exons: 2
Coding region: 1-288 (95 amino acids)
Source: RefSeq, a predicted model, not a curated record
AUGUCGGACAUUGCGAAAGGCGUUGGUGAUCUGUUCGCCUCGAUUGUGGAGAUCGUCAAGGAAAUAUUCAUAACCAUCAUCCACGUCUUUGAGGGAGCGUUCAACGCGGUCGUUGGCAUUUUCAAGGGCGUGUUCAAUAUGACAGAAGGUGUUCUUGGGUUUAUCAUCGGCAACUUCUUCCUCCUUGGAACAGUGGCUGCUGUCUACUUUGGAUAUAUCCUUUACCAGCAACGACAGGGUAGAAAUCCAGCUCCACUAUCAGCAGCCGCGACGAAGAAGACUCGAUAA